AUGUUCGCUACUUUCAAGGUUUCCAAGACGGACAUUGGUGCCACAAAGGCCAUUUGCUUAUGGGAUGAUGAUGAGGAGCAAGAUCCAUCGUCAUACGAAUCUGAAGCUGCAACUGCUAUUUCGCCAUCUCCAUACCGCGCCCACGUCCCUGGCACUCCUCUUACGUUCAUUGGAUUGAAGCUCCCAGCCUAUACCGAGCAGACCCGCCGAGGACCGAUACCAAACCCUACCAUUAAGGCGACUCACCUCGACUUUUUGGUCCAUACAUUCGACGUUAUACAAGGCUUGUCCUGGGCUGACCCCGAGUACUCGCUCGUUUCCCUGGGGUUUCAGGACGCAAUUCACAAUCCAUGCUUGAUGUAUGCUUUUGCCGCCUGUGGUGCUGCAGUAUUGGCGAAAGGCGACUCUAGAUGGGAAGCAGUCUGUCUUGCUCACCACACUCGAUCGAUUGAACUAGUCUCUACCGCCCUCCGCAGUAACUUAGUCUUAACAGCGUGUGAUAGUACCUGGCUUCUUGCUGCCAUCAAUGCUCUCCAUAUCUUUGAGACCCUACGCACGUAUGACUCACAGCCCAAUACGUUCCACCUGACAGCUGCCGUGGAACUGUGCACCAAACAAAUUGAAGAUGGUCGAGCUUUGACGAUAUUCCAGCACAAGGUUCUGGGAGAGGUCAUCUUUCAGCUAGUGAUCGCAACCAUGUUGCACGAUGUCAUCAAUUGGAUAUUCAGGCUCUCAUAUCUACGCCUGCGAGUGCCGCUGUCUGGAUCUCACCUGUCCGAAGCAAGAACAAUCGUGGCCAGUCUAGAACGAUGGCAACCGUCAUCACCGAUUCUUGGCUCAGGAGAAGAUGGUGUUAGAAUUCCGGCGGAAGUGAUCUCGACGGCUGGAAUAUAUCGUUGUGCGUGCCUCAUCUACGCACAUAAACUAGUCGACUGCACCCUGAGCUCGUCGGAUGCGAUCAUUGCUGUAUACGUACGUUCUGGUGUAGACCUCUUGGCCAACAUUCACGCUUCCAACCCCAGGGAUACGAGCGUGACGAUAUGGGCGGUAUUUAUUAUUGCAUUGGCUACAGGGACCACUGAGGACCGGAUAAUCUGCAGACGAGCUUUGCAGUACUUGCUUUCCACCUUUGGCAUUGGCUGCAUCCGUGGCAUCUUGGAUCUGCUGUCGUAUGCACUGGAAGACGACUCAACUUCCCAUUACGGCACCGCAGGUCUCGAUGUGCUUUUUAGAGACGAUCUCCUUGGCCAGAUCAUCUUCUGA
Messenger RNA from Exophiala spinifera, 1263 nucleotides. RefSeq lists its product as uncharacterized. Gene Ontology annotation, cellular component: nucleus. NCBI's taxonomy places the organism in Eukaryota, Fungi, Ascomycota, Eurotiomycetes, Chaetothyriales, Herpotrichiellaceae. Gene Ontology annotation, biological process: positive regulation of transcription by RNA polymerase II. The record is from RefSeq and is a predicted model, not a curated record. Gene Ontology annotation, molecular function: transcription cis-regulatory region binding; DNA-binding transcription factor activity. The coding region runs from base 1 to 1263 and encodes 420 amino acids. The transcript has 4 exons.